Tupaia belangeri chinensis (Chinese tree shrew) is the source of this 1724-nucleotide messenger RNA. It is a transcript of the gene CHI3L1, whose product is annotated as chitinase 3 like 1. Gene Ontology annotation, molecular function: chitin binding. The coding region runs from base 32 to 1234 and encodes 400 amino acids. Gene Ontology annotation, biological process: carbohydrate metabolic process; chitin catabolic process. The record is from RefSeq and is a predicted model, not a curated record. Gene Ontology annotation, cellular component: extracellular region. NCBI's taxonomy places the organism in Eukaryota, Metazoa, Chordata, Mammalia, Scandentia, Tupaiidae. The transcript is spliced from 10 exons.
UCCCUGAGGGCCCUCCGCACUCCGUGCCUCCAUGGCUCCUUCAUUGACACACAGAUCAGUUCCUGUAAAAGGCAUGGCUUGGCGUGCGGGGGUGUGGAGUGAGACAGGCCUGGCGGUCCUGCUGCUGCUCCAGUGCUGCUCUGCAUACAAGCUGGUCUGCUACUACACCAGCUGGUCCCAGUACCGGGAAGGGGAGGGGAGCUGCUUCCCAGACGCCAUCGAUCCCUUCCUCUGCACCCACGUCAUCUACAGCUUUGCCAACAUCAGCCACGAUGAGAUCGACACCUGGGAGUGGAACGAUGUGACACUCUACGACACACUGAACACACUCAAGAACAGGAACCCCAACCUGAAAACCCUCCUGUCGGUUGGAGGAUGGAGUUUUGGCUCUGAAAGAUUUUCCAAAAUAGCCUCCAACACCCAGAGUCGCAGGACUUUCAUCAAGUCGGUGCCACCAUUUCUACGGACCCACGGCUUCGAUGGGCUGGACCUGGCCUGGCUCUACCCUGGACGGAGAGACAAGCGGCAUCUCUCCACCCUGGUCAAGGAAAUGAAGGCCGAAUUUGCCAAGGAAGCCCAGCCAGGGACAGAGCAGCUCCUGCUCAGCGCAGCAGUGCCCGCUGGGAAGGUCACCAUUGACAGCGGCUACGACAUCGCCGCCCUAGCCCAACACCUGGAUUUCAUCAGCAUCAUGGCCUACGACUUCCACGGAGCCUGGCGCCAGACCACGGGACACCACAGCCCCCUGUUCCGAGGACAGGAAGAUGCAAGCCCUGAUAGAUUCAGCAAUGUUGACUACGCUGUGGGGUACAUGCUGAGGCUGGGGGCCUCUGCCAAUCAGCUGGUGAUGGGCAUCCCCACCUUUGGGAAGAGCUUCACUCUGGCUUCCUCCAGGACGGGUAUUGGAGCCCCAAUCUUGGGGCCGGGAAUACCAGGCCGGUUCACAAAGGAAGAGGGGAUUCUUGCCUACUAUGAGAUCUGCAAUUUCCUCCAUGGAGCCACAGUCCAGAGACUCCUCGGCCAGCAGGUCCCCUAUGCCACCAAGGGCAACCAGUGGGUUGGGUACGAUGAUCAGCAGAGUGUCAAAAGCAAGGUGCAGUACCUGAAGAACAGGCAGCUGGCAGGCGCCAUGGUGUGGGCCUUGGAUUUGGAUGACUUCCGGGGCUCCUUCUGUGGCCAGAACCUCCGCUUCCCACUCACCAGCGCCAUCAAGGACGCACUCGCUGCCGCUUAGCCCUGUGUCCUUCUGCACGUGGUGGGGGCCGGUGAUGCCCCCAAUCCUCUGGCUCUGCUGUGCCCCUGGCUGAGCCUCAGUUUCCCACCCUUGGGACCCUAACAGAGAACCACGGCCCUGAGAGUUAAGCUCAGCCCUGGUGGACGGGGAUGUAGGAGCGGGGUCUUGGGGACAGUAAGGGCCUAGGGACCAGCAGCCCAAGACACAGGAUCAGUAAGUACACACCUGUUGACUUCUGGAAAUGCCCACAGACCCAGCACAAGGGAACUUCUUUACCUCCCACGCCACCACUCUCUUUAUCAAAGGACACCAUUUUAGCAAGUUCCACCACCGAGUAGCCAAACAUCCUCUAAGACCCAGUGACCAUACUAAUUAUACCCUCUGCAAAGCCCAGCUCGAAGCCUUUGCGUGGGGACAUAAUCGUGUCUCCUACCCCACUUCCCUUUCUUAAUUCUGCAGCUGCUCAAUAAAGCACCAGAGCUUAUCAGCA